UUUUCGUCGUGUUCAGCGUAGAAUACAAAUUUUAGUGUCGGCGAAAAUGUUUGGAGCGCAACAACUGUGGCAUGCCUCUUGCUUGGCUUUAAUCGUCUUUUGUGGAUUCGCGCAUGCAAAAGGCGCACACAAAGUACACUGCUCCGAGGAUCAGAUGCGCGUGGACAUUGGACUGCCAUCGGAUGUGAGUCCCAAUUCCAAUACCAAUACGAACAGCAGCGAUCUUGAGCGUCCGCAGAUCUACUUGGAGGGUCUCAAGGGCUAUCCGGAUGUGCGCUGUCAGCCCGAAAUCAAUGGCGCCCUCGCCGUCUUUCGUCUAUCCCUCAGCGAUUUCUACGAGUGCGGCGUGACGCGCAUGGUCAACCAGCUAACGGGCAAAAAGGUAUAUUACCAUAAAAUCAUCAUUGAAUCGGCCAGCAGCAAGGAGAUUGUCAGCGUCAAAUGUAUUACCACAAGCGGUCCAGUUUAUAAUGUCAUGAUGAAUGGCACCAACGCUGCACGGGAGCAGACUCAGGAGCAACAGCAACCGACGCAACCGACACAACAACCACAACAUCAUGGCGUGGUCAGACGCGAUGUGUUGCCAGCGGGCUUUCAGGAACCAGACGAUCUGGAGAUUACCACCUCGUUGACAAAACGUGCUCCCGAGCCGCGUCUAUCGAUUGGCGUUAGCCAGGAUGGCCAGAAGUUCACCAGAGAUUUAACCGUCAAGUCGGGCACUCCUCUGACCAUGGAAAUCAAUCUGGAUGAGGACUCGGCGCCUGUUUAUGGCCUGGGUGUCAAUUAUUUGGAUGUGACCGACACGCACACCUCCUCCGAAACGCUGAUCUUCAAGGGCUGCACUGUAGAUCCGUAUCUGUUUGAGAACUUCAACACCAUUGAGGGCGAUAUUCUGAGCGCCAAGUUCAAGGCCUUCAAGUUUCCCGACUCCUCGUAUGUGCAGUUCCGUGCUACGGUCAAUGUAUGCCUGGACAAAUGCCUGGGCACACAGUGCUCCAACAACCAGGUGGGCUUCGGCAGACGCAAGCGUGAGAUUAGUGCCGCGAAUAAGGUCUAUGAAAUAUCGCUGGCCAUGUUCCUGCAAGUCAACGACAUCGAGGGCGUCAACAAGAACGAGGUGCUGCAGCUGGAGGAGAAGCUGCGCGAACUGAAGUUGGCCAACCAGCGUCUGGCGCGCAAUAGUCGCGGCAGCUUUGCCGAGCUGAGCCGCAGCAUGGAACAGAUGCCCGCCAGCAGUGCCGUGCCAGCUUUUGUGGUCGAUGAGCGGGAGCUGGGACAGCUCAGCUCGGGUGCAGUCAACCCAGUCAUCUUUAGCCUCUGGUCGUUGAUCUGUGCGCUGUGUUGGCGCCUUAUGUAAAUAGUCCAAGGAAUGGCGAUUGUAAAUCUCAAACGGAAGGCGAACAGGCAGGCAGGAUGUUAAUCAGGUUGGCGUUGCGUGUGUGCAGUGUGUAUGGCAAUAAAUGAAAAGAAAACAAUAUA
This is a messenger RNA of Drosophila innubila, 1479 nucleotides long. RefSeq lists its product as uncharacterized. Lineage: Eukaryota; Metazoa; Arthropoda; Insecta; Diptera; Drosophilidae. Bases 47 to 1357 code for a protein of 436 amino acids. The record is from RefSeq and is a predicted model, not a curated record. The transcript has 8 exons.